CAGUCACAAGUGUGAACAACCGGAAUCCGGAUGUCAUCAUAUGUGCUUUUGUUUCAGCAGCAUCCAUCCGAGACGUGUAACCCCCCGCCCAGGGUUUUCAAAUAAACACAAAAAAGAAAAGAAAAUCGGAAAAAAAAUGUCGGGUUCAUCCAACUUGGUGGCCAUGAAAAAGGUGGUACAGCAGCUUCGUUUCGAGGCGAGCAUAAACAGAGUUAAGGUUUCCCAGGCAGCUGCAGAUCUACAACAAUUUUGCAUACAGAAUGCUCUCCAGGACCCUCUGCUCACCGGUGUGUCGUCCAGCACCAACCCCUUCAGGCCACAGAAGGUCUGCUCUUUCUUGUAAAACCACUUUAUUCAUUGGCCUUCAUUUUGAUGCUACAGGGAAAAGUUGACCUCAGCACUGCUCCUCAUGCCAAGCCAUUAUACUGCCAUGGGAAUUCUCAAAACUAGAACUCAGUUGACUUAGAACAGGAAAAAGAAGACUGCCUGUUUUUAGCCAAGGUAGAAGACAGCAGACUGUGUAAUUUUUUUCACGGCACAGUGCGAUUUUUGACUAAAUUAUUGUGCCUUUUCUAUUCUAUUUUAGUCAUCACUGUUCUCAACCUUUUUGUAUUUAAUGAAUAAAAAUGUUCUUUACUACUCAAA
This is a messenger RNA of Archocentrus centrarchus (flier cichlid), 645 nucleotides long. Its product is annotated as guanine nucleotide-binding protein G(I)/G(S)/G(O) subunit gamma-5-like. NCBI's taxonomy places the organism in Eukaryota, Metazoa, Chordata, Actinopteri, Cichliformes, Cichlidae. Gene Ontology annotation, biological process: G protein-coupled receptor signaling pathway. The transcript is spliced from 3 exons. Gene Ontology annotation, cellular component: heterotrimeric G-protein complex. Gene Ontology annotation, molecular function: G-protein beta-subunit binding. The record is from RefSeq and is a predicted model, not a curated record. The coding region runs from base 41 to 343 and encodes 100 amino acids.